CUAGGUACUAGGUAUACACGUACCUACCUAGGUAUAUCGAUAUCGAUAAUGAUGUUGUACGUACGUUUGACGUUUGUUUGUACGUUGACGUGAAUUCAUAUAUUCAUGAAAUUAAUACUGUUUUGUUUGAUAUUCUUUUCGUAUUAUACAGAUUUUUGUAAGCUAGCGGAAAUAUUUUUAUCAGAUUACCUUUAAAUAGAUACAUAUAUAUUAUCAGUUCAGUGUAACGUUCAAAUCACAAAUUAUAAUGGAUUUAAAUCAGCUUGUCAGCAAGAAUCAGUCUAUUAAAAUAGUACCCUCAGUGGAAGAAUCUCUGCGUAAUAAUGGCCUGGAUGUUGACUUAGAUAAGAAUGUAAGACUUUGGUAUGAACAAUUGAGGGUAACUUGGAAAACAUGGAAGAAAAGCCCGACAGUGGAAAGUCGAAUUGAGACGUUUUUUCAGUCAAUUCCUGACCCCUAUCGAGUUGCUCUUGUUUUUGUUAUUAAGUGUGAGGACUCAAAGGAUUGUAAGCCAAAAUCAUUGCCUUAUUGUAUUAUAGAAACACUGCAAAAAUGGGCACUACAAACAGGGGCACUGCCUGAAAAUUCAUUAAAAUUACCAGCAUUCCACAUAGCAGUGCAACAAAGAAACCAACAGUUUUUAAAUUUAAUGGUCAAAGCAUACAAUAUUGUCAGUAUUAAAGAUGUGAUCUUACCCAUUGUGAAAGAUAUGAUAUGCAAUGAUAACUGCAAGCAGGCAUCUCAGAUUGUAAUUGCGAUGGAGCUGUAUGAUGAUGUACCAGUGGAAGACCUAUUAUUUCCAUUAAUUUUACAGGAUAAAGCAAAUAUGAUUGAUGAAUAUUUAUGUGAAUGUCCAAGCCAAGUUGAACCUUUAUUACUAUAUUUAGAUAACUUGUUGAACAAAAAGAUAAGUAUUCGUGAAUAUGUACAAAAGUAUAUUGAUGAUCAUAAGAUUUGUCAUGUCAAAUAUGACAAGAUACACCAUAAACCUCUUGGUAAGCUAGUGGCACGCUUGUGUAACAAAUUCAAUAUUCCAAUAGAGAGAUGUAAAAAUCUUAGCAAGAAUCGAAUUACUGGUGGACUGAGAUACCUAAUUCACCAGCGAUAUGAUGGCAAUAAUGUAAACCCUGUAGUAUGGGAUGACCUAGUAAAGGACUCGCUAAGACAGAAUGCAGGGUCUGGGCCAGAAUUUAUUGACAUGUUAGUUGACUAUGACAGAAAUGAAGCACUUAAGUGGGCAACAUAUCUAAAUCUUGCAAACAAUGAUUUACCCUUAGCGUUACAAGAAAUGUCACUAAAAAAUACUACUGAAGAAACAGAAGAAAACUGGGAUGCGAUAACUCAUGACACACAAGAAUAUUACAAAUCAUCUUUGAUUUCUGAUCAAAUAAUUAUGAUAGACACAGGUGAAAAAUUCUAUGAUAUGAUAUCAACACUGAAGAAAUGCAAUGUAGUGAGUAUUGACUGUGAAUGGAAACCAUCCUUUGGAGCAACGCAAUCCCAAGUUGCCUUGGUUCAAGUUGCUAUUAGUGAUUGUGUUUAUUUAAUUGACACAUUAUUAUUUAAUACACAGCAGUAUACCACUUUUUGGCACACAUUUUACAAAUCCAUUUUGGAUAAUGGUGAAAUAAUUAAACUGGGUUUUGGCUUAGAGCAAGAUUUAAAAGAAAUGAAGACUACAAUAAUUGGAUUGGGAAAUAUAAAACUAAAAGGUGAAGGGCUGCUAGAUUUAUUCACAUUGUGGAAAAGCUUAUUGAAUAAUAGGCUAAUUUUACCAUACAGUGAAGUUGGUGGCAACAGCCUCAGUUGCUUGGUGCAAGCAUGUUUUGGUUUGCCUCUUGAAAAAUCUGAACAAUGCUCGAAUUGGGAAAUCAGGCCACUAAGAGACACACAGGUUCAAUAUGCAGCUUUGGAUGCUCAUGUCCUGAUAAAGGUUUAUGAAUUUUUUCAAACAGUCUGCUUAGAACAAGGAAUUAACUUUGAAGAAAUCUGUAAUGAUGUAAUGGUAGAAAAUAAAAAGAAGUCAAGUAAGAAAACAAAAACAGCAGAAAGACUUCUAUCUACACUCAGUCCUCAAUCUAAAUCAGCUUAUGAUAUUAAAUUAAUGGUAGAAAAUCAUUUGUCAACUUUAAUUCCAUAUUUGAGAUAUUGUGGCAUAGACACAACAAUGAUAUUGCCACAUUUGUUGUGGUGUGACACGAUCAAUUUAGCUAUAUCUGAAGACCGUUUCUUAUUACUUGCUAAGCUGAAAUGCACUCCAACUGUUAAUUUCCCCCAGAGUUCAAUAUUAGAUAUAGGUAUUGGUAGCAUUAAGGAACAAUUACAAAAAGUUUUUAAACAUUUUAAUAUAAGCAUAAAACAAGAUGACCUAUUAGCUUUCUGUUUAAAAUGUAAUAACAAGGAUUUGAAAGAAAUGGCCGCCAAAGGUAUUUAUGAAUUCUGUGAAGAUCAAAUGAUUGUAAAUAAUCAAAUUAGCUCCAGAUAUGUACCUGAUGAAGAGGAUGAAGGCGAUAAUUAUGACAAUUUUCUAAGUGACUCUGAUGGUGAUGAUGAAAUAAUCAACAUGCAGCCUACACCUAAUUUGUACCAAGGCAGAUCUUUCAAAACAAAUAAAGGUGCACCAAUAGAAAUCAAUGACUUGUACAGAUUAUCUCUAUCACAAAAAACUGUUUACCUGUGUGAAACUUGUGGUAAAUUGUAUUGGGAAGGAGAUGAAUUUUUGCAACCCAUCAGAGACUUGGUAUUAAAAUUGACAAAUCUUACCAUCUGGUAGAUAUUUCAGUAUGAGGUACAAAUAAGAAUGCGAUUGUUUACAAACUCAUAUAUUCAUGAGGUAGCAAAUGCAACAUAAUUCAUACCUAAAGUCAAAACAAUAUCUUGUAAAUAGAACUUAAAAUUGUUUAUUUUAAAUAGAAGAAAUGUGUUCAAA
Molecule: messenger RNA, 2929 nt
Organism: Plodia interpunctella (Indianmeal moth)
Lineage: Eukaryota; Metazoa; Arthropoda; Insecta; Lepidoptera; Pyralidae
Gene: Nbr
Product: Nibbler
Exons: 1
Coding region: 248-2773 (841 amino acids)
Biological process (GO): nucleobase-containing compound metabolic process
Molecular function (GO): nucleic acid binding; 3'-5' exonuclease activity
Source: RefSeq, a predicted model, not a curated record